AUGAUAUCCCUUCGAUCUAUCCUCGCAGCCCUUGCAUUGUUUGGACAGUAUGCCUCAGCGCAAAAAUACCUCUUCGCACACGUCGUGGUCGGAAACGCAGCCGCUCACACUCAAUCCACGUGGGAAGACAAUAUAAUCCUUACAAAAAACGCAGGACUUGAUUCCUCUGCGCUCAACUGUGGUUGUCCCGAAUCCAAUAUUCUCACUCAAGUCGCCAAUGCCUUUGCAGCUGCCGAAGCACUGGGCUCUAACUUCAAGCUGUUUUCCCUCUUCGACUACCUUGGUGGCGGAAAACCAUUGCCUGCCACUGGUAGUAACUCCCUUGUCUCUUAUCUCAAUCAGUAUGUCAGCAAAGCAUCGUAUUUCCUUUACAAGGGUGUUCCCUUUGGCUCAACAUUCGAAAGAACAGUAAACAUUGCCAACUGGGCUCAGGGAGGAAUUAUUCUCUCCGCUGUCGGCAAUUUGUAUUUUUUGCUCGAUUAG
This is a messenger RNA of Hyaloscypha bicolor E, 483 nucleotides long. RefSeq names its product glycoside hydrolase family 71 protein. Gene Ontology annotation, molecular function: glucan endo-1,3-alpha-glucosidase activity. The transcript has a single exon. NCBI's taxonomy places the organism in Eukaryota, Fungi, Ascomycota, Leotiomycetes, Helotiales, Hyaloscyphaceae. The record is from RefSeq and is a predicted model, not a curated record. The coding region runs from base 1 to 483 and encodes 160 amino acids.